AUGGUGGUCCAGCCCCUCCUACCCGGUGAACCCCGUGUGCAGCAGGGAGAGCCCCCCCGGCAGUCGCUCCCACUGCAGGGGCACCGGCAGCCGCCGCAGGAGCUGCGGGAAGCCCACGAACGCUACGUGGCCGAGAUCCGGAGUGGGGCUGUGGGGGCCGUGCUGAGCCCCCCGGCCCCUCACCGUCCCGCAGGGCUCUGCCGGCGGCUGGCGGCACUGGGGGCUGGGGCAGCUCUGGGCCCCCAGCCCGAGCACGGGGAGCCGCAGCAGAGCCGGGCCCCGCGGGACCAGGCCGGACAGGUCCGAACAGCACAGCAGAGGGCCACCCUCCGCCUCGACACCCUCCUGCCGCCCGCAGGGCCGCUCGCGGCCGAGGCCAGGGCGCUGCGACUGUCCUACCUGCGCUCCGGGGGACACGACCCGGCCGUCCUGGACCAGCUCCUCCAUCUCCAGCUGGAGGCCACGGUACUGGAGAAAAGAACCGCAGGGCUGGGCAGGGGCAGGCGGUUGGAGCCCCCCGGCAGUGGCACACACGCUCUGGAUGCGGCACUGCUAGCCGUGGAGCUGGAGAACCGGCGUCUGGAAGAUGAACUGUUGGCACUGAAAGUCAGGAGGGAGAGGAGAGCAGACGCUGGCUCGCGGGCAGCCCAGCGGCACACGGAGGAACUGGCCCAGCUCCAGGCAGAGGUGGGAAUGCUGCGAUGCCACGCAGAGCAGACGAGGCCAUGGCUGCACCCCCCCAUCCUCCCACCCACCAUAGCCCCUCCACUGCCGCCAGCCCUGGCUGUGCCAGAACUUUUUAUGGAGCCCCCUGGGCCUGCGCUGGGGCCUGGCAGCCCCACAGCCCAUGUGUCCCCUGGACUCCCCCUCACCCCCUUUAUGGCCCUGGAGGACCCUCCUCCUGCUCAGGAGCCCCCAGAACAAGACAGGGUUCCCCAAAGGUGAGCCAGGAAUGGGCCAUGGCCCCACUGGACUGCCCUGGCACCCCCUCACCACCCUGGAGUGGCAAAUUGGGGCUUUAGUAACUGUUAGGGUGAUGAAGGGAUGGCAAAACCUGUGUUCAAGCUGCAGAGAUGGGUUUUGGGACCAGGAUCCUACAGUGGUGGGGUGGGGGGAAAGUGUAUGGGAACACUGCUGGGACCAAAGAGGCUCUGGGCAUUUCAGCAGGAAAAGGACAGGCAGCAUCAGGCAAACGCCCAAGCCAGCAGCCACAUGAGUUACACAGCUCAGCCUCCACCUCAGGGCUGAACCCACAGCCAGAUGAGGGUUUCACUCUGCUCCCAAUGGUGGUUUAGGGACAGGAAGAGGGCACAGAGGGGCACAAAUUCCUUUCCCUCAGGUACAGCCCCAGCUGCAGCCCUCUGUAGGGAAAGCCUAAUCCAGGGCAUGCACAGCUCAGCCCUGGGAACCAGCAAAAGCCACAGCCAGCCUUCCAAAGCAUCACAGGCCGUGGGUUAUGUUUAAUAAAUGGCUUCAGCUCAUU
This is a messenger RNA of Corvus hawaiiensis (hawaiian crow), 1483 nucleotides long. RefSeq names its product coiled-coil domain containing 17 (gene CCDC17). The transcript has 7 exons. The record is from RefSeq and is a predicted model, not a curated record. NCBI's taxonomy places the organism in Eukaryota, Metazoa, Chordata, Aves, Passeriformes, Corvidae. Bases 1 to 945 code for a protein of 314 amino acids.